CAAACUGAAGUAUGAAAACAAAAGUCACGUUAAAGCUUCCUUUUAUGGUCGAUACACAACCGCUUGAUUUUGACAAAUUUUACAAGAGCUAGUGUAUAGCUAUCUGGAUUAUUUCUGAAUGUAUCUUGAGGAAUUUCGGUCUUACAGACAUGUUUUUUUUUGCGACAUUGUACACUAAGAGAAACUUUGCAAACGAUGAAACAAAUAUAUUUCGCUACCAUUCGAUAGUGGAUUGAGAGUGACCGCUGAAACCUCGGGGACUUAAAACUGGACCUUAAAAGCAUCAAUAUGGCCUUACUUUAUUUCUUUCUCCCUUUCUAUAUAUAUAUAUAAUGACCAACACUCAAAAGCUUCGUAUUCUUUGUUUGCAUGGCAUGGUUCAAAAUGCCUCUGUUUUCCGUAAAAAGACAGCUGUCAUUAGAAAGAAACUUGAUAAAAUUGCUGAUAUGGUCUACGUCACUGCACCUCACUUAAUCCUUGACCCAAAGUAUACUUCGGAAGCACACCGUGCUGCUGCUGCUGACGAAAAUGCCCCUGAAGAGGAGAAACCAUUUGGUUGGUGGCAACCUUAUAGAGACCAACAAACUGAAGAAGGCUUUUAUCAAGGCUUUAAAGAAUCGAUUGAACGUAUCAAAGAAAUAAUGAUUAAAGAAGGUCCUUUUGAUGGUGUCUUUGGCUUUUCUCAAGGCGCCUGUCUUGCUGGUGUAUUACUUACCUUGCUAGAGAACCGUGAUGCAAUGCCAUCUUUGUUUGGCCCUGAUUUCAAACAUCCUAAUUUCAAAUUUGGCAUCGUUGCAGCAGGCUUCAAACCUUCUCAACAAAGAGCUACUGAGAAUAUCUGGAGCCAUAAAAUUUCUACUCCUACGCUUCACAUGAUUGGUGAAGAAGAUAGUCUAAUUACUCCUGAACUUCAACAAACUCUUGUGGAUCAAUGUAUUGACCCCGUUGUCCUUCGUCACUCUGGAGGUCACGUUGUACCCUCGAAUGCUGCUGCUAGAAAUGAGACAGUUGCAUUUGUAUCCAAGUUCGUAAACUAGGUCUUUUCAUUACCCUGUAGAUGUACUUUUUUCAUUUUAGACCAUUAGAAAAUAACAUUAUCAUUGCCAAAGAGAUAAAGAAAAAGGACUAGCACAUAAAAAAAAUGAUCUGUCUUUUUGUAUAUCUUAUUUUUUUUUUUUUUGACCCAGGUCAAAAGGAAGAAAAAUAUAUGAUCAUAAAAGUGACAUCAAUGUGUUUCUUGAUUCUUAUCUUGCAUUAUUCAUUUAAAAUACC
Molecule: messenger RNA, 1272 nt
Organism: Gilbertella persicaria
Lineage: Eukaryota; Fungi; Mucoromycota; Mucoromycetes; Mucorales; Choanephoraceae
Product: serine hydrolase FSH
Exons: 5
Coding region: 333-1037 (234 amino acids)
Cellular component (GO): cytoplasm; nucleus
Source: RefSeq, a predicted model, not a curated record